GUAUAUCCUCUCCCUGUGGAUGGUCUAUAAAGGGCAGCCACUGAACGCUCAGCUCGCGUUUGGAUUUUGCUCCUGCUCCCUUGAUCCUCCUCACACAAAGUCUCUUCUAACUGUAUCUGACAGGGCCACCAUGUCUGCUUUUGUGGGGAAAUACUCAGAUGAGCUGAUCAAGACCGCCAAGUGCCUCGCGACGCCGGGCAAGGGCAUCCUGGCCUCCGACGAGUCGACGGGCACCAUCGGCAAGCGCCUCUCCAGCAUCAACCUCGAGAACGUGGAGUCCAACCGACAGGCGCUCCGCGAGCUGCUCUUCACGGCGCCCGGCGUGUUCGACUACCUCUCCGGGGUCAUCCUCUUCGAGGAGACCCUGUACCAGAAGACCUCCGACGGGAAGCCGUUCGUGGACCUGCUCAUCGCCGGCGGCGUGGUCCCGGGGAUCAAGGUGGACAAGGGCACCGUCGAGAUCGCGGGCACCAACGGCGAGACCACCACCCAGGGGCACGACUCCCUGGGCGCGCGCUGCGCCAAGUACUACGAGGCCGGCGCGCGCUUCGCCAAGUGGCGCGCCGUGCUCAAGAUCGGCGCCGCCGGGGAGCCGUCCGAGCUCGCCGUCAAGCAGAACGCCGAGGGGCUCGCGCGGUACGCGCUGAUCUGCCAGGAGAACGGGCUCGUCCCCAUCGUCGAGCCCGAGAUCCUCACCGACGGCGGGCACGACAUCAAGACCUGCGCCGCCGCCACCGAGCGCGUCCUCGCCGCCGUCUACAAGUCGCUCAACGACCACAAGGUCCUCCUCGAGGGCACGCUCCUCAAGACCAACAUGAUCACCCCCGGCUCCGACAGCCCCAAGGUUGGCGCGGAGGUGAUCGCGGAGUACACGGUGGCGGCGCUGCGGCGCACGGUGCCGCCGGCGGUGGCCGGUGUGGUGUUCCUGUCCGGCGGGCAGAGCGAGGAGGAGGCGACGCAGAACCUGAACGCCAUGAACAAGCUGGAGGUGCUCAAGCCCUGGACGCUCUCCUUCUCCUUCGGCCGCGCGCUGCAGCAGAGCACCCUCAAGAAGUGGCUCGGCAAGAAGGAGAACGUCACCGCCGCGCAGGCCGCCUUCGUCGUCCGGUGCAAGGCCAACUCCGAGGCCGCGCUCGGCAAGUACGCCGGCUCCGGCGCCGGGGACGCCGCCGCCUCCGAGAGCUUGUACGUCAAAGGGUACAAGUACUAAGCCGCUGCCACGCCGGUGGCCUCGGCCUGGGACCCAAUCCUUGUGGUCCACGUGGCAGCGUUCGGACCAUGUCAAGAUUCGUGCGGUAUAUGUGCUUCACUUGUGUAGUUGGGUUGUAUACUAAAUUGUCUCUUCCUUCCGGCACCUAUUUAACCAAAAAACCACCUCAAAAUGUUGAUUUGUUUGCAGUUUGCAUGUACACUGAUACUAGUAUUACUGAAGAUAUAUAAGUGUAAUACAUGGAUGUUACUGAA
This is a messenger RNA of Panicum hallii, 1464 nucleotides long. RefSeq names its product fructose-bisphosphate aldolase 5, cytosolic-like. Lineage: Eukaryota; Viridiplantae; Streptophyta; Magnoliopsida; Poales; Poaceae. Gene Ontology annotation, molecular function: fructose-bisphosphate aldolase activity. The transcript has 3 exons. Gene Ontology annotation, cellular component: cytosol. The coding region runs from base 20 to 1210 and encodes 396 amino acids. The record is from RefSeq and is a predicted model, not a curated record. Gene Ontology annotation, biological process: glycolytic process; fructose 1,6-bisphosphate metabolic process.